This is a messenger RNA of Trematomus bernacchii (emerald rockcod), 3596 nucleotides long. It is a transcript of the gene rab40c, whose product is annotated as RAB40c, member RAS oncogene family. Bases 996 to 1835 code for a protein of 279 amino acids. Gene Ontology annotation, biological process: intracellular signal transduction; protein localization to plasma membrane. Gene Ontology annotation, molecular function: GTP binding; GTPase activity. Gene Ontology annotation, cellular component: plasma membrane; synaptic vesicle; endosome. The transcript is spliced from 6 exons. The record is from RefSeq and is a predicted model, not a curated record. Lineage: Eukaryota; Metazoa; Chordata; Actinopteri; Perciformes; Nototheniidae.
UCUGUCAGCAGUGUUGUUGUACGGUACUGAGAAGCCACAGCUGUGACUAUGAUUCAAUAUAAUGGAGAAAUAUGGAGAUAUCAGAGACUGGGAUUAUUGAGUACACCUACAGAGAUUUGGACUGGACAUAAAACUGCCACAGGCUUCUGAUCCCACUGCAGAUAUUGGUGUUUUCUGGAUAUAACGCAGUGAAGUUACAGGAAUCUUUGUCACUCCGGACCAGAGGAAGACAAGGGGGCCUGAAAUUACACGGACGGCGGUUGAAGUUGAGCUACGGGCUGCGCUAGCUAAGUUAGCAUUUAGCCAGUAACAGCAAGUCCUUUUUAAUCACGGAGAUGUGUAGUUAUUAAAUGCAGUGCCAUGUGUUGCAUUGCGUAGCGUAACGCAUAGCGAGUGUCAGUGUCUUUUAAUAUCUACCGUGUUUGAUAACUGCUGGCAACGAUAGCACCAGUGCUAACUGCUAAGCUAACUAGCUAGCUCUCUGGCAGGGGAUAGCUUGUUGUUCCCCACAGAGCUUUUCUUAAAUGGGAACAAAAACACAGCCUCCAGGUUAGCUAGUUUUUUUGCUAACUAGACAAAUAUAUGAUUCGUAAAGGUAUUUGCUCCUAUACUUUGCAAAGUGGCUUAUUAUAAUUAUUAUUCCAGGCAAUAAGCAUGUUUUUCUUCUCUACGUAGACUUAUGCCACCAAGCCAAAAAGAGUCAUCCCGUCCGGAUACAGCUUAGUUGCACUUAUUUUCAGCAAUAAGGAUGUUAUCUUUUUCAAGUAAGACAUUCCUUUGAGAUUGGAAGCUCUUUUUUUUUUAUCUGAAAAGGUGCUCUGAAUUUGUAAGACUGUUAACGAAAAAGAGGCAUAACAAAGACUUCAAGUUGGUGGACACAACAUUCGGUUCAUGGCAUAACAAGCCUUUGUUUUGGUUCAAGUGUGUAGAACAACACACACGGGGGAAGUUUACAGUCAUUCAUCUUCAGCCCCUGGACUCAGACGGGAUGCACCAUGGGCAGCCAGGGCAGCCCAGUGAAAAGCUACGACUACCUGCUCAAGUUCCUCCUGGUGGGAGACAGCGAUGUGGGCAAAGGAGAGAUCCUGGACAGCCUGCAGGAUGGAUCUGCAGAGUCCCCGUACGCGUACAGUAGUGGUAUCGACUAUAAAACCACCACCAUCCUUCUGGACGGGAAGAGAGUGAAGCUGGAGCUUUGGGACACCUCAGGCCAGGGGAGGUUCUGCACCAUCUUUCGGUCAUAUUCCCGCGGGGCUCAGGGGAUCCUGCUGGUGUAUGACAUCACAAACCGCUGGUCCUUUGACGGCAUCGACAGGUGGAUCAGAGAGAUCGAUGAGCAUGCACCAGGAGUGCCUCGGAUCCUCGUUGGUAACCGGCUGCAUCUGGCCUUCAAACGGCAAGUUCCCACGGAGCAGGCGCGGGCAUACGCCGAGAAGAACGGCAUGACCUUCUUCGAGGUGAGCCCGCUGUGCAACUUCAACGUCAUCGAGUCGUUCACGGAGCUGUCGCGCAUCGUGCUCAUGAGGCACGGCAUGGAGAAGUUCUGGAAGCCCAACAGAGUGUUCAGCCUGCAGGACCUGUGCUGCAGAGCCAUCGUGUCGUGCACGCCGGUCCACCUCAUCGACAAGCUGCCGCUGCCCGUCGCCAUCAAGUCGCACCUCAAGUCCUUCUCCAUGGCCAACGGCAUGAACGCCGUCAUGAUGCACGGACGCUCGUACUCCCUGGCCAACCCCGCCGGCGGCUCCAAGGGGAACAGCCUGAAGCGCUCCAAGUCCAUCCGUCCGCCUCAGAGCCCGCCGCAGAACUGCACCCGCAACAACUGCAAAAUCUCCUAGUAAACGCUCAGGAGGCGGUUGUUCAGGAUGUUAGAGGAAAAGAGCACAUCCCUAAACCUGAGGAGCUGAAGAGCAAGAAUGAUGGAUAAAGGGAUGGCUUCCUGCUCUCUUAAAGAGCCUUUCCAGAGGAGAAGCCCCUCCGGAUAUCAGAGGACAGCACGGAAAAACAUCUGGGUCUCCACAGACCGGACCCCCACGAGAGUCACCGCUGGCGUUUUAACUACCUGUACAGAACUCUCUCACAAACGUAUUUAGUUCCUGGACAUGAUGCACGCCUCAUUGUGUGUGUGCAUCACAGAAAUCACCUCAACAUUCUUCACUUUGUGUGUCUCACAUUACCCUCUUUCUUCUGGUUAUAAGUCCACACCCAGUUUAUUUGCUGUUUUAAUGAUCAAGACACUAGUAACCAGUCAGUCAUUUUAUUGAUCAUUGUUUCUCCUCCGCUGGCUGUAACGGUUCCGUUUGAAAACUCACGGGCGAAUUCACAAAGAAUGGAUUGUGGCUGCUGAUGGCAAAGUCCCUCACUAAAGAUAACACGGCGCUAAUAUGAUUACAACACACCACCAAUGUUUUGCACUUGAGUGCAUUUAGCUAUUUGUGACAUGGAUACAAGGCAGAAAGAACAUUUAAAAAAUACAUUUCCAGGCCGUGAGCUGCAGCUCCUGAAACACAAGAUGCAGUCAUUCUUUCAGAAGCUUCAUGCAAGGAAUGUCAAUGUGACAAAGAGAACGCUUUCUAGGAUUCAACCACCAACUCUCCGAAGUUAUCAUUUCCCUGAAACUGCUUGUGCGCUGAUCUUUGUGAAUUGGACUCUUUUGUGCCACGUUUCUGCACAUGACCAAAUGUAAAUAUGUUCAAAUAGCACAGCAGCACAUUUAAACCACGGCGAAAGCGUUAAGAAUGACAUAUUUCUCUUUGUCUUGUAUAUAUGAGCCGCAGAAGUCGUGCAAUCCUUUUUGUGAAUUCGCCCCUCGUUUCGCCUCGGAGGUUAAAACUCUCUCUAAAGGGAAAUCUUGGCGACAACCUGAGUGAGGGUUUAACAGCCGGUGUCUUCAGGACCACCUUUAAAAUCGUUUAAAAGACGCAGCCUGAUCCAGAUCUCAGGUCCGGACAUGCUGGUGCGCAGGAGUCCAUUCCUGAAUAUUCCCGUAGAGAUGUCAAUAUAAACACAAACUGCAUUUGUAAUGAGUCCGUUCACCUGAACCUAACCGGCUUAAAGGAAGAAGAAAAAAUUGCACAGAUGAGUCAAAUUCCCCGUUUCUCUCAUUAGAGUUUGUUUUCAUUUUUUAUUGUUUACACAACCACUUUCCGCGGCAAGGGAUCCAGCGAUGCUUGUUGCCAUAGAUACCACUCAAUACCUUUUUUGUGAAAUAUGUAUUUUUAACUCUCAUCCACUCGCAUCCCAUUACGAGCUAGUCCUUUCUUGGCCAAAGGGCUUCUGGGAGUUGUAGUCAGGAGAGGUAAAGCCUCACACACUGUUGGAUACAGGCAGAGAUUACUUUUUACUAUCACUCCUUUUUUUCCCCACUCUCCCAAAUGUUUAGAGACACCUUCUUCUUCUUGUGUUCACAUUUCACACCUCCAGGCUUUUAUUUGAACUAAAACUCUGCUCCGUCAUAGUGGAACUCAAAUAGCGGGGGGGCAUAUCACUUUAAUUCUCCUGUUCUCUGCACUGUGUAGAAUUCCCCCAUCCCUCCCAGCCGUGUUUUCCAUACAUUGAUUAGAGGUGGAGCGAGAGGAAGUGCAGAUAUCUGAGAGGGC